AUGCACCAGGCUUUCAAAAUAGGCUCAUUCUGGUCCAAGAUACCGGGAUAUGAGGCUAGAGGAUCAUGCCCAGUGUGUGGAGAAGUGGAAUCUAUCUCACACAUCCUGCUCACGUGCCAGGCAAUUGGUAGAGAGCUGGUCUGGUCACUCGCGCGUUCCUUAUGGGAAAGAAAGGGUCUCCCCUGGUCAGUACCGUCCCUGGCGGAUAUCCUAGGGAUCGGGACCAAGGUAUGGACGGUUCCAGGCAGGCGAAAGCGUCGCGAGGGCGCAUCACGCUUCUGGCGUGUCCUCAUCUCGGAAUCGGUUUAUUUCAUAUGGAAGCUACGCUGCGAACGGGUAAUAGCGCACGCGGACGAAGAGGGCUGGCAGCACUCUGUGGAUAGUGUCCGAAGCCGCUGGCUGUGCGCAAUGAACCUUCGCUUACAUACAGAUAUGGAUAUGACGCAUCGCCGUUUUGGGCGGAAAGCCCUGAAGGCGCAGAGUGUUCUGGCGACCUGGAACGGGGUAAUUCACGAUGAACGUGCACUUCCGUAUGAAUGGAACGAGCUGCCAAAGGUUUUAGUGGGUAUACUGCUCCGCGUCCCUCUUGAUGCGGGGUAG
Molecule: messenger RNA, 600 nt
Organism: Fomitopsis serialis
Lineage: Eukaryota; Fungi; Basidiomycota; Agaricomycetes; Polyporales; Fomitopsidaceae
Exons: 1
Coding region: 1-600 (199 amino acids)
Source: RefSeq, a predicted model, not a curated record